AUGGUCAAAAAGCUCGUGCGGCUAGUAAUGGCCAGCGAAUACUCGCGCCUGCCCAUCCGGCGUACAGAUAUCAGCGCGAAAGUCCUAGGCGAGCAAGGCUCGCGCCAAUUCAAGCUUGUUUUCGAGCAGGCGCAGAACGAGCUUAGACAUCGAUUUGGGAUGGAGAUGUCCGAGUUGCCGGCUAAGGAGAAAGUUACUAUUUCUCAGCGACGGGCCGCCCAAAAAACCGAAAAACCUUCUAGUACCAAUAAAUCGUGGAUCGUCACUAGCACAUUACCACCUGCCUAUCGAACACCCGCAAUCCUACACCCGCCCAAGGCACCCUCAACCUGGACCGAGAGUACCUACACCGGUCUAUACAGUUUCAUUAUUGCGGUGAUAACGUUGAAUGGGGGCACAUUGGCAGAACAGAAACUGGACCGGUAUCUGGCGCGUAUGAACGCGGAUGUUGGUACCCCGAUUGACAGGACAGAGAAAUUGCUGCAGAGGCUGUGCAAGGAGGGGUAUUUGAUCCGCACCCGUGAGAUGGAUGGCGGCGAAGAAGUUAUUGAGUAUAUUGUUGGGCCGCGGGGUAAGGUUGAGGUCGGGAGUGGAUCUGUCGCUGGGCUUGUUAGGGCUGUUUAUGGGAAGGAGGGUGGUGGGGAUGGGGAUGAGGGGGAGAUUGAGAGGAUGGAACGGGAGGACUUUGAGGGGAGGCUGGGGAGGACGCUUGGGGCUCAUAUUGUGAGGAGGGAGAGUGGGCAUGGGAAUGAGGCGGAGGGUGCAUCUCAGGUUCAUGAAAAUGAGGAGCGGGGAGGGAGACGGUCUACUCGGCAGGCUGAACGGGAGGAUGAAGAUGACGAGGAUGAUUCUGCUGAGGAGAGUGAUUGA
Penicillium canescens is the source of this 870-nucleotide messenger RNA. Its product is annotated as MAGE domain-containing protein. The transcript is spliced from 2 exons. Lineage: Eukaryota; Fungi; Ascomycota; Eurotiomycetes; Eurotiales; Aspergillaceae. Bases 1 to 870 code for a protein of 289 amino acids. The record is from RefSeq and is a predicted model, not a curated record. Gene Ontology annotation, biological process: DNA repair. Gene Ontology annotation, cellular component: nucleus.